Molecule: messenger RNA, 1581 nt
Organism: Ziziphus jujuba (common jujube)
Lineage: Eukaryota; Viridiplantae; Streptophyta; Magnoliopsida; Rosales; Rhamnaceae
Product: serine/threonine/tyrosine-protein kinase HT1
Exons: 6
Coding region: 239-1396 (385 amino acids)
Biological process (GO): protein phosphorylation
Molecular function (GO): ATP binding; protein kinase activity
Source: RefSeq, a predicted model, not a curated record
CCCCCUCGUUUCCGUGACGAUCUCAUUUUUUAAAUGCCUAAAUAUUUUAUAUGUAUAUAUGUAGGAAUCAAAUAGCAUUACCCAUUUUCCCAUUUUGCUUAUAAUAAAAUUUUAUUUUCCUACUUUCCAUUUUUUUUUGUGUGUUUUUUAUUUUUAUAUUUUAAUUAUUAUUAUUAUUAAAAAAUUAUUGUACACUCCCUGUCUCUUCACCUGUGUAAUUCAAAAACGAGCUCCAGCAAUGGCGGAACAUGUGAAGCAAACAAACAAAGAGCUCUUAAGGCUUUCGCUUUCCUACUCUCUGGACACUAUCGGCAACUCCAACCGUCGACUCACUGCAAACGACGAAACCAAUGAUUGUGGCAACGAAUUCGUCUUCAACAUUGACCCCAGCUUGCUUAUUGACCCUCACAGCGUCAAGAUAGGCCGUUUGAUUGGUGAAGGCCCUCACUCCAUCGUCUAUGAAGGAUUGUACAAAUCCAAGCCCGUUGCUGUUAAGAUUAUACAACCAAUGAGAUCAUCAGCUGUAAGUGUGGAACGCAAAAAAAGAUUUCAGAGGGAGGUUACACUGCAAUCAAAGAUGCAACAUGAAAACAUUGUCAAGCUUAUCGGUGCCUCAGUGGAGCCGACUAUGGUAAUAGUUACCGAACUCAUGAAAGGCGGUACACUGCAAAAGUACUUGUGGAGCAUCCGGCCAAGGCCUCUAGAUCCAAAGCUUUCAAUAAAUUUUGCACUGGAUGUCUCUAGAGUUAUGGAAUUUUUGCAUGCAAAUGGCAUCAUCCACCGUGACCUGAAGCCAAGCAACCUACUUCUUACAGAAGACAUGAAACAGAUUAAGCUUGCUGACUUCGGGUUAGCUAGAGAGGAGAUCUCGGGUGAAAUGACUAGUGAAGCAGGAACUUAUCGGUGGAUGGCUCCCGAGUUAUUUAGCCUGGACCCACUUCCUAGUGGAGGAAAGUUACAAUAUGAUCACAAAGUGGAUGUGUACAGCUUCUCAAUCGUUCUUUGGGAGCUGCUCACAAACACAACUCCAUUCAAGGGAAGGAAUAGCGUGAUGGUUGCAUAUGCUACUGCCAAAAAAAUAAGACCAUGUCUGGAGAACAUUCCCAAGGAUUUAGUCCCUCUCCUGCAGUCCUGUUGGGGAGAAGACCCGAAAAGCCGGCCAGAGUUUAUGGAAAUCACAGUCUCCCUCUCCAACUACCAGAAUUCACUCUCAAUAGAUAUUAAAGCUACCGAGAUUGUCGAGACUGAACAUCCCAAAAGCAACACAAUUACGAAGGAAGACCCUGCAGGAACCAGUAUCAAUCCUCAGUCCAAAAAUGCUGUUGUAAAGGUUAAGAGACGUAGGAAAUCUUCACCCAGUUUCCUCCGUUGCUUUGAUUAUUGCUCUGCUCAUUGACCAAUCAUCAACGGUGAUUGCUUUUUAAGUUACACAUUCGUUCAAAAAGCCGAUGGAUUCUCUCAGCUUAAACUUUCAUUCCCUUACAGAUACAGAUAUUGUACAGAACUCAGGUUUACAAUAUAUAUAUAUAUAUAAAUAUAUUAAUAUGAAAAGAGAAAUAAAAUAUACAGAGUUCUUUUUUA